Messenger RNA from Linderina pennispora, 327 nucleotides. RefSeq lists its product as uncharacterized. The transcript has a single exon. Bases 1 to 327 code for a protein of 108 amino acids. The record is from RefSeq and is a predicted model, not a curated record. Lineage: Eukaryota; Fungi; Kickxellomycota; Kickxellomycetes; Kickxellales; Kickxellaceae.
AUGGCUGCAUUGUCUCGUUCGGCAAAGCCCAGAUCACUGAUCCGCACUAAUCGACCGAUCCAGCGUGAUCACUGUCUUGCCGACAACGUAAGCUGGAAACGUGUCAAGCGGGUCUUCGCAUCGCUACGUUGGGCGCACUUGGAGCACUGUCAGGGCUUACCAGUAUAUACGAGCAUACUGGCCAAUGCUCGAGCGGUGCAGUUAUGGAUACGCCAAUGGUAUAUCUCUUUGUUAGCAAGAAAAAAACUGCUUUGUUACGAGUCCAGCAAGGCGAGCCCCACGGUUCCAUGUCUGGAUUCAGGUAUAUCAAGGAAACCCAAUGAAUAA